AUGGCGUUAGCGGCGGCGAUGCCGCAUCUUCCGGCACUGGGUCUCCGCGCGCGGUGCUGCGAGGACACGCUCGGCAGGCCGCGUCCUCAGCGGCUGGCCAGCGACUCCGCAGGCCUCCUCAACCUCUUCCCCGAGAAGAUCCCCAUCGUCGGCCCUCCGGUUCCUCGCCCCCGUCGCAUCAUCCUGGUCCGCCAUGGACAGAGCGAGGGGAACGUCGACGAGAGCAUGUACACCCGGGUUCCUGACCCCCGCAUUAGUCUCACCGCGAAGGGGUGGGAGGACGCAGAGGCCUGCGGCCGCCGGAUCCACGAGCUCAUCCUCAGCGACAGCGCUGACGACUGGAAGGUCUACUUCUACGUCUCCCCCUACAAGCGCACUCUGGAGACACUCCGGGGCAUCGGGAAGGCGUUCGAGCACGAGAGAAUCGCCGGCGUCAGGGAGGAGCCGCGCUUGCGAGAGCAGGAUUUCGGUAACAUUACCUAUCCCCCGCAUCUUCCUCCGCCGUUCGAAUCGAGGUCCGCUCCAAUCAACUUCGAACGAAGAAAUUCUCAUCAAUCGUGCUUUCUCUGUCACCAGAAUCCUGGUUUAGAAGCUUUCUAUGGCACUAUUCACAGCAUAAACACCACGACGAUGAAAUUCUUCAUCAUGUUCUAUCGGCGAGAAAUCUAGCCAGUUACUGACAUCUUACUAUCUGAUUAUCCCUGCCCUGAAGUCCAUCUACGCUCUAGUAAUGCCGCCUCCAAGUUCUUCAGGGUUUUACAGUCUGUGUUCAUCUGUAGCAGAUCCACAUUAUCUUCCUUCCCAGCGGAUCCGUCCAGCUUGCUCACUCCAUCGCAGAAUGGCAUCUGACAAAUGGGCUGAUACAUUCGAUCUGACAACAUGCUUUUCUUCAGGGAACUUCCAGGACAGGGAGAAGAUGCGGGCUGAGAAGGCAAUUCGCCUUCGAUACGGCCGGUUUUUCUAUAGGUUCCCUAAUGGGGAAUCUGCUGCGGACGUUUAUGACAGAAUUACAGGUAUUCUGGGACCCAAUAUAAGGAACUCUAGGCACAUUUUUCCUUCAUCAGAAAAGAAAAUCAUUUUUUACUUGUUAUAUGCCUCCUGGUUUGUUCAUCCAAGUUCUUAUUUCUGCAGGGUUCAGAGAGACACUUCGAGCAGACAUUGACAUCGGGCGCUUCCAGCCACCCAGUGAGAGGACUCCUAACAUGAACUUGGUGAUCGUCUCCCAUGGAUUAACGCUGCGUGUGUUCCUGAUGAGGUGGUACAAGUGGACCGUGGAACAGUUUGAAGGGCUCAGCAAUCUUGGCAAUGGGGGGAUGAUGGUCAUGCAGACAGGAUCUGGUGGAAGGUGAUUUGUCCGAGUUGACUUUCUAUUAUUAAGAUGAUGCUUUCGAGGUCACUGUCUGUUUUUCUCCACCAUUUUUUAUGGAACCCUGAGCCUUCUGCUGACGUUCUAGCGCAGUUGGUGAUGACGGCAACAUUCGUGAAAGUGGAGACCAAAACUAAACAGAGAACAUCAGUUGACUGUGAUCCUCAGCUAACAAGUGACAGAGAGUUUCUUUACUCUUUCUUGUUAUUUGGGCUUUUGUGAUUGGGAUGUUGGCAUCUGGGUGCGUUGACCAUAAACCACUACGCAAAGAGGAGAAGAUUGAUGAAAGGAUCCCGUUGAAGGGCCUGUUCUUCGGAUAAAUGAUUCAUACUUUUAUUCUAGGCGAUAUCUUUCAUAAAUUCGGGUCGUCGAGGUUUGUAGUCCCCUUCUGUCACAUGAGAAACUAUAUAACCUUGAUUAUUUGUUUUCUUUUGAUCGAUGCUGGCAGCAAUCAAUGAUGCUUAGGCCAACUGCCUUUGCUACUUGGGCAAUAAGGCUUGAAGCCCACAUGAAUCCUGGUUUAUGUAAGGUUCUGAUAAAAAUUAUGGCGUAUUAAGUACUCUAUGUAGCAUGCCAAUUUAAUUUCAAAAUACUUCAAUUUAGUUCUAUAAAUUAGCAAUUCAUAUGUCCAUAAAUUAAAAGUAGAAUCAUUGCAACCACGGUAAAGCAUGAUUCCCUGAUGGUCAAACUAGUAAGUAUGGAGACGAACAUAGCCACAUAAAAGCUUCUCUUUCUUACUGCCUGUGGUUACUAACUUUACUUCUAACUUGGUGAGUUCUAACUUUGAGGGGUUCGAAGAGUACCAGUCAGGCUCAUGCUCACAAAUGGGCAUGCCACCUGUUGCUUUCUUGUGCCUUUUUAAUGUUUAUGUUGUUGAAAUAUUCUGUUUAGUUGGAUAGUUAUAUUUAUUAUGGCUAGAUCUUUCGUAUUUCUUGGGUAUAUUAACCUAUAUAUGUUUUGUGGGGUUGUAACAUCUGUUAUUUGAGGCGUUUAUGCAAAGUACGAAGUUUAACAUCUAACUUGAAUGCAAUGUGUUUUGUUAAGGCAGAUAUGCCCUAAAUAAACGAUAGAUGAAUGCCGUUUUUAUUCCUUAAAUAAAUCAAUAAAAAUAUUAAUUAGUGUAAAAACGUUUUUUUUCUGCUAAUUCAUUAUUUUAUUAAAAAAAUUAUUCGUAUUAGUUAUUGUCGGUAGAUGCAGAUGAGCACCAGCAUGUGUGUCUGCAAGGUGGGUAAUGGGAAUCAUCCCAACCAUAGACACUUUUAAUACAAUUCAAUCAGAACACGCUUUUUUUUCCUUAAAUUUGGUAAAGAAACGUCUCCAUGGGGCAUAUCUACUGAUAGAAUAAUCUUGAAUUGCAGGAGUUAAGACGAUUAUGGAGGAAUUUGAGCGAUUAUUGUGGGAUUUAAGUCGACUUCAAUUAUUUUUAGAUGACUUGGAGUAGUUUGCUUCCCUCCCAUUUUCCAGACUAUAAAACGGGUGGUUCUGUGAUCUGAUGGUGAGUAAAUGCUUUUCUCUUCCUGGCAGGUACAGUUUACUCGUGCAUCAUAGUCACGAGGAGCUUCUAGAAUUUGGUCUGACUGAAGCGAUGCUUGUUGAUCAGGAAUGGUAGGUUUUUUAUGUCUUUUUUAAUAUUUUUUAAUAUUUUUUUUUGUGAUCUUGCUGAAGUUAUUUAAUAGCAUGGGCUACUUCCAUUUGGUCUGCUUGUGUAACAAUAGGACUCAGGAUUCGGUGCAGACACUGUAAUGAAAUUAGCUUCAUUGGUAGUUAAUAUUUUCGUGCAUAACUUUAUUUCAGUCUGUGUGCUUUGAAACUAUUUGAACCUCUUAUAGUCGCAUCUUUUUUGUUUUAAUACCCUAAUUGGGCUCUUCCCUUGGAUUGACCGAUUUGGGCAAUAUGAUCCUGCUCUGAAUCACGCUCAAUUUGACCAGUAUGACCACCGAAUCAGAUCCCAGGUUCCAUGAUUCUACCAGCCACUUUAGGGUUGCCAGCAAUAGACCUAGAUAGUUUUUCUCUGUUGCCACGUUAAGUUCACUGGAAGAGGGGAAAAGGGCUUUUUUUUUCUCCUAUUGUCUCCAAAUUUUAGGAAAUAGAUGAGGUAACAAAAGCUAUUGAAAUUCGAUAGAAAUGGCUAUGUAUGUGAGCAUUGAACAUUCCAAGAACGAUAAUUGUAAAAGUACCAUAUAAAGAAUGCUUCAGAAGUGGGGCCUGAGAGAAAAUGUACACGAUCUAAGAUCAAUACGGGUAUUUUUUAUUGAUAAGUAACUAAUCUCUGUCAGCUGUAUCUGCUGAUUUGCUGUCCUAGUUGUCAUCUAGUUUCCGUGUGUUUCAAUGGUUCUUUAUUAUUUUCGACAUAGCGUUUAUAUAUGGUGUCCUAUUAUUUUCCCAAACUGCUGAUGCUUGUCUCAUCUGAGAAACAUGUUAUAGUUGAUCGAUUUAAAAUUCUCUCAAUUUGGUAUGAACAUGUAGGAUUGUUGUGGAUGGUCGAUGAGUACCCAUUUCUGCUGAUCCAGGCUCUAUAACUCUGGUUUCCAGGAUCUUUAGACAUUUUUCUAAUUAGGGUGAGACUAUAAUUCUGUAUUAUUUUUAUAAUAGGCGAUCUUGGAUGAUCAAUGGAUCAAUUUCCUUUAUUUAGUUGAGUUUCAUCCUUCAUUUUUCUUGUUCUUGUUCUUUUGUGAGAAUGUGUUAUGCCAAAUGCUGUAUAUCCACUGCUAUUUUACCCCGUCUGGAAACAAUUAAUCCAAAUAAAAAUGAAAUCUUUUACUGCCAUGGAAGAACCCAUCUGGGAUUAAAUCCUGUUUGUAUGCUGUGAGAUUUGCUGAUCAUUUCUUGAAUAAAUAGGCAGAAGAUUGCAAGGCCAGGGGAACUGAACUACGACUGGUUGACAUCAGGGCCAUCGUUCUUCACAGAUUCCAGCUAA
This is a messenger RNA of Spirodela intermedia, 4283 nucleotides long. NCBI's taxonomy places the organism in Eukaryota, Viridiplantae, Streptophyta, Magnoliopsida, Alismatales, Araceae. The record is from the annotation of a GenBank genome assembly.